Messenger RNA from Episyrphus balteatus (marmalade hoverfly), 636 nucleotides. RefSeq lists its product as uncharacterized. The record is from RefSeq and is a predicted model, not a curated record. The transcript is spliced from 2 exons. Bases 85 to 636 code for a protein of 183 amino acids. NCBI's taxonomy places the organism in Eukaryota, Metazoa, Arthropoda, Insecta, Diptera, Syrphidae.
AAUACUGGCAGCACUCUCAUAAACUGUCAAACUUGCUUGCAUCUUUUUUUUACAUUUUUUAUUUACCUCGUUUUAUCAAAAAGCAUGAGCGAAGAAUCAUCUCAAGAUCAACAAAUUCUAAAAAUUCCACUUUAUUGUUAUCAUUCCAAGCCAUUUCUUGUUGAAGAACUUGCAUUAGAAGAAUCCUAUCAAAAUUUACAUUACGGACGAUGUUGUGUUAUUGGAAGACUAGCUCAAGAUUCUACUGAUUCCUCCAAUUGGUUUCUUGAAAAUAUUCGUUUACCUAGUUUACCAAAAAAGUAUUCCCUUCCAGAAGGAACUAUAAAUUUGCUAUUGUCAAUCAGAAAUUUCCGGCGUUCAAUACCAAAUGGAAAAAUUUGCGAAAUAAUUGGUGAAUGUAUUCUUAACGAUACUACUAUUGAUAAAACUGCAAGUAAAAUUCCACUAACUUCUAAAGACAUUACUGAAAAACUUAACUAUUUAAGUACGAAAAGUCCUCAAUGUGUACUUGAGUACAAAACAUUCUUAUUGACAAGAUAUAAACCAGCAAUUUCUGUUGAUGAUAUAAAAGUCUUAGAACGUGGACAUGAAUUAGCCGAACGUAAUAUUGAAAUAAGAAUGCUAUCAAAGAAAUAG